CAGUGUGAACAUAAACAACCACUACAGCAGCGUCACUGACCGUCCUUCACUUACAAAAUGUACUUUAAUGGUAAAGUGAUGAAAACAGGAACAAACAGAAGAGGAAGAAACACGACCAAUAAUCACAACUGAUCAGAGUUCUCACAGCACAGAACUGAUGUAUCACUGUGGUGACAGUAACAGGAUCUUACAGCAGCAGGUUCCCUUUAAUGCAGAUGUAGGUAGGAUGAUCAUGUGAUCAUGUUUACGCUGCAUGAGCGUGAAACUGAACUUCUGCUUUAUUUUGGUUCUAAUUAAUGUCCCAACUCAUUAAUUAGAACCAUCAGCGUAUGAAUGUGUGUGAACGGGUGAAUGUGAUUCGUAGUGUAAAAAAAAGUGCUUUGAGUGGUCGGAAGACUAGAAAGGCGCUACACAAGUACAGUCUAUUUACCAGCUAGCAGGCUACAUGUAUGUAGCAUGCAGUGACCUCUGACCUCCUGCUGCAGGUCUGUUCAUGUUUAUGUAUAAACAUCCGACUGUAACUUCACAGAUACUGUAGCCACCAUGGUUACCACGAGCUUUUUACUGUAACCAUGACGAUAACAAUUCCCACAUGUUAAAGUAAUUACAACCUAAACCGUCAUCUUUCUCUAAAUAACUGACUGAACUGACUGUGUCGGUUGAACCAGGCCGACAUGUUGCCGUCAGCAUGUUUCCAUCUGUCACAUCACCAACAACGUUCGUCAAUAACAGUCAGAUUUGGCACUGAGCUGAUAAAACGCACCGUUGCCCUGACAACAGAAACACGGUCUGCUUCUGACAGUUUCAGCUGAUCUGCUGUCAGGUUUCAAACUGCUGCUGCUGCUUUUCAGGCCAAAUAAAGAAAUCAGGAAACGGGACUAAAAGUCUUUUUAUUGGUGUGAGUUGAGAAAUGAAGAAAAGCAGAAGUGGUGGCCACUCCUCAUCCAGACAUCAUGAAGAGUUCAUCUGUGCGUCUGCUGCUCGGUGUGUCUGUGCUGCUGCUGUCUGGACCGACUGUUUCUGCAGUCUCUCUGAGCGUCCGUCCAAACCUGCAGCAGUUCUUCAGACGUUCUACACUGACUCUGAGAUGUGAUGAAGAUGGACAGACAGCUGAUGGAUGGACGGUGAAGAGGACAGCAGGAGGAGAGACUGAACAGUGUGGGAACAGUAAACAAAACUUUGGGAGGAUUGAAGGUUCUUCCUGCAUCAUCUCAACUCUCCUUCUCUCAGAUUCUGGAGUUUACUGGUGUGAAAACAGUUCUGGAAAGAUCAGCGAACACAUCAACAUCACAGUUACUGGUGGUCAGUUGAUCCUGGAGGUUCCUGCGCUUCCAGUGUUGACAGGAAGUGAUGUCACUCUGCGCUGUAGGUCCAGAGAUGGUUCCACACAGGCAGCUAAUUUAUUUAAGAACGGCGAACCUUCUAGAGCUGGAUCUACUGGAGAGUUUACCAUCAGUAACGUUCAACAGUCUGAUGAAGGUUUCUACUCGUGUUAUGCUGAACUGUUUGCAGAAUCUCCAAGGAGCAGGCUGAGGGUCAAAGCUUCUCCUCAUCCUCCUCCUCCUCCUCCUCCUACCUCCUCUUCUUCCUCUCCUCCUCCUUCUCGUCCUUCUUCUCCUGUGUCUGUGGACAGAGGUUUAGCGUUAUCCCUCCUCUGCCAUCUAGUGGUCGUCUGUCCGUUCUGCAUCUCUACUGUCCUGAUGGUGUCCAUCUACUGCAGCAGGAGGACAGGAAACACACCCGCCGUCUCCAUGGAGAUGCCCCAGCGUGCUGGAGGAGGUCAGGGAUUGGAUGGCGUGUAUGAUGACAUCACUGCUGAUGUCACCACUGAGUAUGACUUCUGAGCUGCAGCAGCGCAUUGAUCUGAAGCGUUACAGUGAACUGUGUGAUGACGAGGAGGAGGAGGAUGAAGGUGAUGACCGUGUGUGUUUGAGCCAAUCAGAAGCUGCGGAGGAGAAUCCUCUCCUGAUCCUUCUGUAUGAAUCUGUUCCUCCUCACAAGCCGUCAUGUCAACAUGCAGCAUGUGAGGAAUGAACUUUAAAUAAAUUAUAACUUGACGUCUUGUUUGUUUGUUUGUUUGUUCUCGUUAUAAAACAGCU
Messenger RNA from Thunnus maccoyii (southern bluefin tuna), 2099 nucleotides. RefSeq names its product low affinity immunoglobulin gamma Fc region receptor II-like. Gene Ontology annotation, molecular function: transmembrane signaling receptor activity. NCBI's taxonomy places the organism in Eukaryota, Metazoa, Chordata, Actinopteri, Scombriformes, Scombridae. Gene Ontology annotation, biological process: cell surface receptor signaling pathway. The transcript has 6 exons. The coding region runs from base 954 to 1844 and encodes 296 amino acids. The record is from RefSeq and is a predicted model, not a curated record.